Molecule: messenger RNA, 1476 nt
Organism: Melanotaenia boesemani (Boeseman's rainbowfish)
Lineage: Eukaryota; Metazoa; Chordata; Actinopteri; Atheriniformes; Melanotaeniidae
Gene: cpb1
Product: carboxypeptidase B1 (tissue)
Exons: 11
Coding region: 44-1294 (416 amino acids)
Biological process (GO): proteolysis
Molecular function (GO): metallocarboxypeptidase activity; zinc ion binding
Source: RefSeq, a predicted model, not a curated record
UUUAUAAGUGCUGUCCACAGAUUCCGUCAGCUUUACUGUCAACAUGAAGGUCCUCCUGUUUUUUGGAUUGGUGGCUGUUGCCCUGGCUGAUGUCACUCGCUUUGAGGGCGAGAAAGUCUUCCGUCUGAAGCCUCUUCUGGAGGAGCAUGUGACCCUCAUUAAGGAGCUGGCCAAGAGCAUUAAUGUUGACUUCUGGAGCCCUGAAAGCGACGAGCAGGUGACAAUUGGCAUUGAUGUGGACAUCCGUGUGCCUGCCAUGUACCUGGACAUAGUGUCCACCACCCUGGGGCAGAGUGACAUGGAGCAUGAGGUUCUUAUUGAGGAUGUUCAAAGGGCUGUUGAUGGACAGUCGGACAGUGAGGGCAGCCCCAGAGCCCACAGCUACACCAAGUACAACACCUGGAGCGAGAUUGAGGCCUGGAUUAGCUCUAUUUCCUCUUCCAAUCCUAGUAUGAUCAGCAACCAGGUGAUUGGAAAGACAUAUGAAGGGCGUUCCAUGACUGUCCUUAAGCUUGGCAAAAAGUCCAGCUCCACCAAACCUGCUAUCUUCUUGGACUGUGGUAUCCAUGCCAGAGAGUGGAUCUCUCCUGCUUUCUGCCAGUGGUUUGUCCAGGAGGCUCUGUCCACCUACGGUAGUGAUUCUCAAAUGACCAGCCUUCUCGACCAGAUGGAUGUCUUUGUUCUGCCUGUCAUCAACAUUGAUGGCUACGACUACACCCACAAGAGUAACAGGAUGUGGAGAAAGACUCGCUCCAAGAGAUCUGGAUCCAGCUGCUUUGGAGCUGAUCCCAACAGGAACUUUGAUGCUGGCUGGUGUACCCUUGGAGCUUCCAGCAACCCCUGCAGCGACACCUUCUGUGGCUACUCUCCCGAGUCUGAGAUUGAGGUCAAGAAUGUUGCUGACUUCAUCCGCAAGAACAAGUCCAUCAUCAAGGCCUAUAUCACCAUCCACUCCUACUCUCAGCUGCUGCUCUUCCCCUACUCCUACACCUAUGAUCUUGCUGCACACCACAGUGAGCUGCUGAAGGUUGCUGAGGGAGCCUCUGCUGCUCUGCGUAGUCUUUAUGGUACCUCCUACACCAGUGGACCUGGUGCCACAACUAUCUACCCCGCUGCAGGAGGCUCUGAUGACUGGGCCUACGACCUGGGAAUAAAAUAUUCCUACACCUUCGAGUUGCGUGACACUGGUCGUUAUGGGUUCCUGCUGCCUGAGUCUCAGAUCAAGCCCACAUGCGAGGAGACCAUGUUGGCCGUCAAGUACAUUGCCGCCUACGUGCAGAAGAACCUCUAUUAAGGAGCGUAGUAGCCAGGACCCCUGCCAACCCAGCUCCUUUGCACCAGCCCCCCCGCCUUUACAACCUCUCAGCCAUCUCCUGCCCGUAGUCAUGGAUACGGGCACCACCCGCCAUGUUUCCUCACUGUGCUUGACAGAAUGUCAAGAUGAGUGCAAACAAUAAAAUCAAUGAUCCGUCCCCA